This is a messenger RNA of Neurospora tetraspora, 3408 nucleotides long. RefSeq lists its product as uncharacterized. Bases 1 to 3408 code for a protein of 1135 amino acids. Gene Ontology annotation, cellular component: transcription factor TFIIIC complex. Lineage: Eukaryota; Fungi; Ascomycota; Sordariomycetes; Sordariales; Sordariaceae. Gene Ontology annotation, molecular function: protein binding. Gene Ontology annotation, biological process: transcription by RNA polymerase III. The transcript has a single exon. The record is from RefSeq and is a predicted model, not a curated record.
AUGGACGACAGGAUGGAUAUCGACGACCAUUCGCCAGCUCACGAUGCUGGCGAAGGACGAACCGGUGUUUAUAGUGCCGCAUAUUUCUACAACCAGUACGACGACGACAUACCACUGGACCCUGAGCUGAUGGCCGGAGGUGAUGAUCAAAUGCUCGGCCUCGACGACUACGAUCUCGACGACGAACAGAUGCAGGACGGCUAUGUCGACCUCGAGGAGGAAUUCCUAGACUCUGAUACCGAAGAGAUCCGCGCCGAAAUCCAUAAAUUCGAAACCGUCCGCGAUGCAUGGUUAGCUGAACACCGUGCCGACCUCCCCUCAGCCGCUUACCCAACCCUCCCUGGCGUCUCGAAGUCGAUGUCAAAACCGAUCAACAACAGCCUCAACGAUGGCACCACCCCCGGCAUCGCUCCCUCAGCACCAGCACCCAAGCCCUCCAGGCCCCGCCGGAAACUCGGCCCCCGCAAGCCUCCGCGUCCUCCUCCGGAAAUCCAAAUCCGCAUCGCCGCGGCCCGCAAAGCCUUCGACCGCCGCGAGUACCAAGAAGCGAUCAACAUGGUCAAGGAGAUCAUCCGGCAGCGUCCCGCCACGCCCCAAGCCUGGAACCUCCUGUCGUUGAUCCACGAGGAGCUCGACAACCGCGAAGCGGCAACCAUGUGCUUGAUCUCAGGCGCCUGGUUGAUCCCCAAGGACGCGCGCCACUGGAUGAACGUGGCGCUCUACUGUCUGUACGGGGUCGACAUGAUGGACGAGGCCGAUCCGCGCCGGAAGCUGGCGCUGGAACGGGCGGUCAUGUGCUACUCGCAGGCGUUGCAGGCGGAUAAGCAGAACGUGGAGGCGCGCACGGGCAAAGCUGAUGCGCUGAUGCAGCUGGGCCAGAGCCAUCUGGCGCUGGCGCAGUAUUUGAGAGCGCUGAAGGUGCAGCCGUUGAAUAUUCGAACCGUAAGAAACCUCGCGGAGGCGGCGCUGGAUGGGAGGGAUCCGAGGAAGAAUGCGGAGGCGGCCAAGGCGGCGUAUAGGCAUAUUAUUGAGUAUCUGUGGAGCCAGGGUGAUGAGGUGUAUGAGGCCAUGGAGGGCGGGUUUGAGUGGAGUGAUUUGAGAAUUUACCUCGAGUUCUUUACCAUUUUGGAGCAGUGGGAGCAAGGCGCGGCGGAGCUGAGGAGGGUUGCGAGGUGGAAGUUGGGCCGCAGGGCCGAGGAGUUUUGGGAUCGCUGGCCGGGCGAGGAUAGGGAGUGGGAUGAAGAUGAGGAGAGGAGGGAGUUGUGUGAGGAUUAUGAGCCGGGACGGUUCUCGCCGAUGCAGUACGGACGGGCGCUGCCGGUGGAUCUGAGGGCUAGGUUGCAUGUGUUUAGGAUGAAGAUGGGCGAUAUGUACGAGGCGGAGAGGCACCUGACAUCGUUGGAUCCGACGGCGGAAACGGCGGUUGAAGACUUUUACGACUUCCCCGAUUGUUUGAAGGAUAUUGGUAAUGCCCUGCUGGACAACGAAUCCCCGGCCAAGGCGUUGCAGUACUUCGAGUUGUACGAAAAGAUUGCCGAUCAGGCCGGCGAUAUCUCGAUGGAUGCCGACAUCCUCGUUAGUCUCGGUCGGUGUCACAUGGCUUUGGGCAAUAAGUCGGCCGCCGAAGAGCGCUUCAUCGCCGCCAUCGAAGAUGAUGAUGAUAACAUUGAGGCUCGCGUGUGCCUCGCCAACAUGUACGAGCACGUGGCGGACCCGGAAGGUCGCGAAGAAGCUUUCCUUUUGGUCAGAGAUGCUAUGAACCUCGAGGCCAACCAGUACACCCUUGACCAGGAAGGGAAUCUGGUCCCCAAGAGAAAGCGUCGCAGAGCUACCGGUCCCAGAAAGCCGCGCAAGCCGAGAGACCCCAACAAGCCGAGAGACCCUAACAACCCGAAGAAGUAUGUCCCGCGCCGUCUCAUCAACGCGGAGAAGCGCAAACAGUUGGAUCUUGAACGCACUAGGGAGGCGACCAAGAACUACGAAAUUGUGCAGGAGCUGCAAGAGCGGGCUUUCCACAGCGACGACCCUGAAGCCAUUCAGAACUGGACACGUGCCGCCAGGGACCUCGUCGAAGACUUCCGCUCCUACAAGGAAUUCUACCCCUGGGACAAGUACGUCAAGUAUCUGGGCCUUGGUGGUACCGGUGGCGGUGGUGCUGCCAUUCCGUCUAGGAACUUGAAGCUGGCAGCCAUGGCCGAGCGUCUCCGGCAAGGCCUCAACCCCGAGAACGGCGAUGGCGCUGACAACAUCCCCGCUACCUCGAAGGUCCGCGUCCUCAACUUCCCUUCUUCUCAUCGCGGCAUCCUCUUCUCCGCCUGGCUCGACAUCUUCCUUUCUCUCGCCUUCGCCCUGGUCAGACAAAACCAACACCGCGAGGCCUACGUCGUCUGCCACGCCGCCCGCGACUCCAUAGUCUGGACUGCCACGGAUUCGACAUACCUCAUCCACGUCGCCUGGGCAUCCUGCGCCGUGUACGCCGGCGACGAAGAAACCUGCGUGGCCAUCGCCCGCUACUUCAUGCGCGACUACCUCCCCGGUACCGACUCGUACCGGAUGUUCGCCGCCAUGUGUCGCACCUGCCAAACACCCGUGAGCUGGUACACCUCGGGCCCAGCGCAAAAGUUCAUUCUCCGGCAGAUCAAGACGAUGGAUGCCCUUGUUAUGCGCCAGAACGGCCAGGACGAGUUUCCCCCGCCGGCAUCACAAAGAUCACCUUCCAAGUCGCAGCAACAGCAGCAGUCACCCAUCAAAUCCCAAUCCCGCGGGAGUGACCUCGUCGCACCACCACCCACUGAUUCCGAGCAAUCAACCAACGACACCACCACCACCAACCCCCAAUACCCACCCCCAGGCGACAUAACCCUCGACGUAGCCCUCCUAACAAUCUACGGCCACAUCCUCUUCACCACAACCUCCUACUCGUACGCGCUCUCCUACUUUGCGCGCGCCGCCUCAUUGGACCCGGACAAUCCCCUAAUCAACCUCUCCAUCGGCCUCGCCUACGUGCACUACGCCCUGAAAAGACAAGCCACCAACCGCCAGUACCUGCUUACGCAAGGGUUCGCUUUCCUGUUCAGGUACUACCACAAUCGUACCGAGGAAGAUCCGACGGUUACGGUGGGACAGAAGAUGGAGGCCCAUUUUAAUAUGGGGAGGGCGUAUAGUUUGAUUGGACUUGGGAAUCUUGCGGGAGGGUUUUAUGGACGGGUGUUGGAGGAGGCGGAGAGGGUUAGAGAUAAGAAAGGGGAGGGGAUGAUGGAUGGGGAGGGGGAUGAAGGGAAGAAGAGGAGUAAAUGGGAGGAGACACUGGUGGUGGAGGCGGCGUAUAAUGUGAGGUGUAUGUGUUUUUUGUUGGGAGAUGUGAAGGGGGCGAAGGCGGUGGCGGAGAGGUGGUUGGUUUUGGAGUGA